AUGUGGACGUAUCACAGCAUAAUGCAGAAGAUAGAAGAACAUAGAAAGUCUCUUCCUAUUGCUUCAGUGGAGAAACCUCUUAUUGAGGUGGUUCAAAAGAAUGAUAUUGUGAUUAUUGUUGGUGAAACCGGUUGUGGGAAGACUACUCAGUUGCCUCAGUUUCUGUUCAAUGCUGGAUUCUGUCGGGAAGGAAAGAUGGUAGGGAUAUCACAGCCGAGCUGUAUCGCUGCCUUGACUGCUGCUAAAAGGGUAGCUGAGGAGUGUGAUGUUCAAUUAGGCCAAAGGGUUGGUUACUCGAUUAGGUUUGAUGAUACUUCUUCUAGCUCCACGAGGUUAAAAUACAUGACUGAUUGUUUAUUGUGGAGAGAAGCCUUGGUGGAUCCUCUUCUUUCUAGAUAUUCAGUCAUUAUUGUCGAUGAAGCCCACGAGAGGACUGCUCAUACUGAUGUUCUCCUGGCCUUUCUUAAAAAGGUGCAGCUGGAUCGGUCAAAGGCUGAGAUUGGUGGUGUGUUAAAGCUGAUAAUCAUGUCUGCAAGUUUGGUGGAUGCACGUGUAUUCUCUGAGUAUUACGGUGGUGCCAAUGUUUUUUAUGUGCCAGGGAGACAGUUUCCUGUGAACAUAUUUUACACUGAGACAGAUUAUGUUGAUGCAGCUUUGGUCACUAUAUUUCAGAUUCAUUUGGAGGAGGAGCAAGGUGAUAUACUUGUUUUCCUCACUGGACAAGAUGAGACUGAAUCUCUUGAAAGACUUGUCCAGAAAGAACUUGAGCAUUUACCUGAAGACAAGAGGAACCUUCUUCCACUUGCUCUCUUUUCAUCAGAGCAGCAGAUGAGAGUUUUUGCUCCUGCGCCUUUUGGUUUCCGUAAGGUGGUUUUGUCCACAGAUACAUCGAUUACAAUUCCUGGAAUAAGAUAUGUGGUAGACCCUGGGUUUGUUAAGGCACGAACCUAUGAUCCUAGCAAAAGAAUGGAGAGGCUUGAUGUUGUUCCAGCAUCAAAAGCACUGUCUCUUCAAAGAAGUCGACGUGCAGGACGUGAGGGUCCUGGGAAAUGUUAUCGUCUUUAUCGUGAGAUGGAAUUUAAGAAGCUGGAGGAUUCAACCAAACCAGAGAUCAUGAGAUGCAAUCUCUCUCAUGUCAUUCUGCAGCUCAAGGCUCUUGGAUUUGAUGAUAUUCUUGGAUUUGAUUUUAUAGAUAAACCAUCAAGGAGCGCCAUUGAAAAAGCAUUGGAGGAGUUGCAGCUGCUUGGUGCCUUGACGGAUGAUUGGAAACUAGAAGAACCGGCUGGUCAUCAGAUGGCACGUCUGCUCCCGCUAGAUCCAGUUUACUCAAGAGCUCUCAUUUUGGCUAAUCAGUUCAACUGUCUUGAGGAAAUGUUAAUCACUGUUGCAAUGCUCUCUGUGGAAUCCAUAUUUUAUGAUCCUCGUGACAAGAGAGAAGAAGAGGCAAGAAGUACAAGAAACCACUUUGCUAGCGUUGAAGGAGAUCAUCUAACUUAUCUUAGUGUUUAUCGAGAGUCGAAUGAGUUGUUGGAGCAGAUAAAGGCGGAAAACAGUGAAGCCAAUGUUGAUCAAAUUAUGAGAAAAUGGUGUAAGGACAACUUUGUGAAUAGCCAUUCCUUGAAACAUGCUCGUGACACUUAUAGACAAAUUCGUGGGAACGUUGAAAAUAUGGGUUUUAAUGUGUCUUCAUGCGGAAAUGACAUGCUCGAGUACCUUAGAUGUCUUGCUACAACGUUUUUCCUUAAAGCAGCUCAGAGACAAAUGGAUGGUACAUACAGGGCUUUGGAAAGUGGUGAAAUUGUGCACAUCCACCCAGCUUCUGUUUUGUUCAGUUCCAAACCAGAGUGUGUUAUCUUCAACGAGCUUGUUAUGCAAACCAGCAAUAAGUACAUCAAGAACCUGACAAGAAUUGAUCCCUUAUGGUUGCCUCCUCAUCAUUACAACUCAGAAGAGUGA
Eruca vesicaria subsp. sativa (arugula) is the source of this 1956-nucleotide messenger RNA. Lineage: Eukaryota; Viridiplantae; Streptophyta; Magnoliopsida; Brassicales; Brassicaceae. The record is from the annotation of a GenBank genome assembly.